Molecule: messenger RNA, 3879 nt
Organism: Didymosphaeria variabile
Lineage: Eukaryota; Fungi; Ascomycota; Dothideomycetes; Pleosporales; Didymosphaeriaceae
Exons: 1
Coding region: 1-3879 (1292 amino acids)
Source: RefSeq, a predicted model, not a curated record
AUGUUACACCGCGACCCCAUCCUCUGGUCUCGCACCCCCACCCGCCGUUCCACCUGCCGCUCCACAACGUUCAUCCGUUCCGCUCGCUGCUUCUCCAAGUCCAGCCCAACCUCCGCUCAACACAACGACGAGCGGGACAAACAUGGUGACGAGAAGCCUGAUGGCAUGUCAGAUCUCGAGCGAAUGCGUCAACGGCAUCUUCAGCGAUGGAGGAAGCGGAUCGAAGCGGAUCCGUACAGUGCGCUCUUUGGUGCUAGCGAGGAUAUGCUGAGGGGACGCGGGCUGGGACGGUACUUCGAGAAGCAAAGGGAGAUGCAUAGGAAGGGGUUAGAGUGGGUGGAGAAGACGUUUCCGAAAUGGAUGUUGGAGGAUAUGGGCUUGCGUGGUCAGGACAAAGAAGCGAAGAAAGAGAAUGGUGAAGACGUAUACCCAAAGAAGGUGAAGAUUGAUCCUGCCGAGGAGGUUGGCGCGAAAGAACCCGAGAGCAUCUUCCGGCAGCCUUUGCAUAGAAGUCCCUCGUACAGGAGUCGCAGGUUUGAGAAGGAUUUUUGGAACGAUGGUGUAGAGAGUCCAUCGGACCCUCGGAGGCCACGCGAACCGCCAGUGAACGCAUUGAACAAGCCAGCUACCCUACACGAGGAUAUAAUCCAGGGUCUUCGCAAAGACAGACAUACCCCGGAAGAACCAGUGCCGCAGGAGCACACUCCUGCAAAAACGCCUGAGGCCGACAUCAGUCCGUCUCCUAAGGAGGCUCCCAAGCUAGAGCCUGAGUCCGAAGGAAAGGUACAACCGAACAAAGAUGCAACAGCCCGAGAAACUUCCUUUAUUGAAGAGUUCCUCGCGAACAAGACCCAGGCAGCAUCUCCUGCUUCGUCUAGUCAAUCAAGCAGCAAAGAUUGGCGACAGACUUCGCUGGAGCGUAGAGCAGCGCUAGAUUUUGCUAUGAAAAUGAGGAGGCAGACCAAUGUCCCCGUCGUUGAUGUCGCGGCCAAGUAUAAAUCUCUGACCGAGAACGAUCCUAAAAUUGGGCAUGAUCCGCAACCUGCAGUCAGAUCUAAGCGUGCAUCUUUAGAAUCAGGCACUGGCAAAACUGUUAUAGAUUUCCAUGGUUUGCCGAACUCCCGCCUGGGAAGGAAAGAGGUUGAGCAUUUCGAGAGCAGCGUAGCAGAGACUUGCGACGACGCAAAGGCACGUGGAGCUCUUGCCAAUGUUGCAGAGACACCAGAAAGUGCUGAGGAUCCAUCAAUGUCUCGAUUCUCUCCAUACCCGAGGAUCUGCACAGAUGACUGGGUGCUACCAUCACGAAAAGACGCAGACAAGAAACUUGAAGGUUUCACGAACACUAAGCUCGAUAUCUCCAGCAUCAGGGACCUCAAAUUUGGCCAGACCGAUCCCGAUACACUCAGCAACCCCCCAGGAUCAACUUCAGACGUUCUGAAACAGCUUCCAGAAGAUGAUCUGGACUUUUUGACUGCCGACGACGUUCGCGCCUCCAUGGGUCGUACGAAAGGUAACAAUGCCAAAAAGGCUGCUGCCAGGCAAAAGCUUGAUGAAGAGUUCAAUAAAGACACGCCAGAAAUUGAUCCUAUGCUCGAAGCCAAGAUUAUGAAUGAUCAAUAUGUGCGACGGAGGGCGAGCGAGUUAACACGGACACAGGAGCAGACGAAAGCGUCUGAGAACGAGCGAAACACGAUCAUGCCAGGGAAGAAGACCGAAGACGUGCCUUCAAAAGCAAUAUCGGCUCUUGAGACAAGCCUCGACUUCAUGUCGAGAUGGUUACAUAAUGGUGGCAAUGAAUUUGCGCAACACUUCUGGCAAGAUCCGGUCCCGCUCGUGGCAGGUCAGCUUGCGAGAGCUGACGAACAGUUCUUGAAGGGCAUAGGCAUUGGGGUCCUGAAAGGUCAUCGCGCGUUCGCAAGCAUAAAAGACGAACUUGUCGAAGAUAUUCCAGCCUCCAAAGAGCUUGUGGACCGCCUGAGCAGAGACGAAAUCAGAGCUUCUGCUGGGGCUGUAAGAUUAUACAGGGAAUUGCCGUCUGCCUUGAAAGAUACACUGGAUGCGGAUGCUUCCAAAGCUGCGGCACACAAGCGGAUCGGACAACUUAGGCAGGCGCUUUUAGACACUGACAGGGAGUACAAGAAGGCCUGUGAAGCCGUUGACGGUACCGGUAGAGCGUCCAAGCCUCCUUUCCUUCAAGAAAAACACCUCAGAUACGCCUCCGAAGUGCUUCGGAAGAACGCUAAGCUUACACGUAUGGCGGUCUUUGGGCUGCAAGGGCGUAUCGAGGUCGAGGCUGGAACUUCAGGGGGACUCGUGGCCAGGGAGGUGCUGCACAGGCUUCUGGCACUGCAAGAUACACAGCUUGCGCUUUCGAAGCUAGUGUUGAGAUCAAUGCAAAUGCUGGGUAUCAACCCUAAUGCACAAGAAGAGGUCUCAAUGAAGACCGAGGAGUCAAAGGCUGUCCUAUCGGACCCUUCGGUCGUUGAAGCUCUCGCAUCCGUAGCCGCCAACGACAGCUCCAAGAAACAGGGCGUCGACACCGUUAUCGUCAACCAAAAGCUGGAAGUUGAAAUCAACAAGCAAAAAGCUGCAAUGCGUGGUCUGUCCGAUGAUGGUUACAAGCACCCACCAAAGCCAUUUGUCAGGAAACCCUUCGACGGCCCAAAUCCGCUAGCACACAGCUUAUUUAGGCCGUUUGGCUUACAAUUAGCAAGCCUAGGCAAAGAUACGGAUGCCGAGAAAGACGGUGUAGUCAAAGCAGCUAAGAAGGCGAAGGGCGAUAAGGAGUUGAUAAAGGAAGUCAGGAAAGCAUACGAGGACACAUACGGGGCGAUCACUGUAGACCACUGGCAGGUUCCGCCUACGGUAAGGCCGCCACCCAUCGUUGAGGAGCUUACGGAAGUGCCUGAAAAGGAGACACCCAAGCGACAACCAUCGAUACAGAUGCUCAAAGAAGAUGAGAUCUCACUUUCGAUUACUGGCGAAGGUUCGACGAUUGCGAUGAACUCCGCUUUCAUACCCGAGGAGAAUGUUUCAACGAUGGGGGAUGCAGCUGAAGUUGAAACAGCAGUAGAGAAAGCUGCUUUCAAUAAACUAGCUGUAGUUGAAGAUUUGCGUUCUUCGAGCACGAGCGACAAAGGAAUUGUUCGCCAGGAAACAUCAUCUCCAGACCCCGCCCGGGCUGAGUCAAAUGUUCCUGCUGCCGACCUUAAAGAUACACAUGAUACCCUAGCCUCCUCAACCGCUGAUAGCAACAAGUACAGCUACGUCGCCUCAACCGACAGCUACGUCCCCUUAGUAUACAAGACGCUCAUCUACAACGCCGAAACCGACAAACUCUCCAUCACCACAUCGCAAGUCCCACAACCAAACUCACCUAUCGCAACCGUACCCUUGUACGAAGCACUCGCUACGCUUUCCCAUCCAGCAAAGUUUGUUGAUCACCUUCCGGAAUCCUUCCAUGUGAUUGCCGUGAAGCCGGAUGUGCUCAGUGUUCGAACGGCGUCACCUUUCAACGCAACAGCAGAGAAGAAGACCACAACCACCCUAGACCAACCAAAUGCAGAGCAAAAGGCAGAUACCGAUGAAGCAGAGGGCUGGAAGGGCAUCAAUCCCGUCGACGGCACGACCACUUUGAGUCCCACCGGCUUCGUAGGUGUAAGAUCCGAUCUGGACCGGGAGGUCGACUUCGCAGAGAGAAGGAGGAAGGCGGAUGAGUAUCAUAGGGAAGUAAACAGAUUGAGAAAUAGCACGAAGGAGCCAGAGAAGAAGGAAAGGAGAAGGGUUGGCAUGGGUGGUGUCGUGAAGACUGCUAUCUGGGCGGGAGCCUUUUGCUACAUUGUUGGUGUUGCGGCGGAGGUGGCUAAGGCGCCGUUCUAA